Molecule: messenger RNA, 2047 nt
Organism: Centruroides sculpturatus (bark scorpion)
Lineage: Eukaryota; Metazoa; Arthropoda; Arachnida; Scorpiones; Buthidae
Product: protein KRI1 homolog
Exons: 15
Coding region: 101-1978 (625 amino acids)
Biological process (GO): endonucleolytic cleavage in ITS1 to separate SSU-rRNA from 5.8S rRNA and LSU-rRNA from tricistronic rRNA transcript (SSU-rRNA, 5.8S rRNA, LSU-rRNA)
Cellular component (GO): 90S preribosome; nucleolus
Source: RefSeq, a predicted model, not a curated record
CGUUGUUUAUGUGAAUAUGAACAUGUGAAAUAUUUGGUAAUAUUGAGCUAAAAUCUCCAUAUAAACACUUUAGAAGAAGAAGAAGAAAUAUUUGGUAAAUAUGGAAGCAUUAAUCGGGGACGAAUCUUCGGAAUGUGAGCAAGAAUUGAGUAUUAACGAAGAUUAUGCUAAAAAAUAUACCAAAUGGAGAGAAAAAGAAGAAUUACAAAAACUUAAAGAUCGAUAUGGAGAAGACGGUUUAAGAGAUUCUUCCUCAGAAUCAUCAUCAUCUGAAGAAGAAGAAGAGGAAUUGAAUAAUGCUAUUGAAAAAGAUUUCUUGAAAGCUAUUAGUUUACUAAAGAGCAAAGAUCCUAGAAUAUAUGAUAAGAAUACUUACUUCUUCUCAGAUAAAGAAGAAAAUGACAACAAAGUUAAGAAGAAAAAGAAGAAAGAAAAACCAAUGUAUUGGAAAGAUCAGGAAAGACAAGUUUUGCUUGAAAAAGAUGGAGUAUUUUCAGAUGAUGAAACUGAGAAACUCCCUGCUGGUUAUUUGCUAAAUUCAAAACAAUACAAAGAAGAAAGAAAACAACUUAAAAAAAGUUUUGAAAUUUCAUCUGAUUCUGAAAGUGAUGAUGAAUUUUUAAAAGAGAAAAAAUUUCUUCAUAAUUAUUGGAAUAAUCCUGAUUUAAAUUCAGAUGAAGUAUUUUUGAAAGACUUUUUAUUAAAUAAAAAAUAUAUGGAUAAAGGUGAUUUAAAAACAUCAUUAAUUGAUGAUCCUAAUAUGGAAGACGAAGAAAAUCUUAGUGAAGAUGAAAAAAUACUUGAUCAACAAGAAACAUUUGAACAUAAAUUUAAUUUUAGAUUUGAAGAACCUGAUCCAGAGUUUCUUAAGAAAAAAGAAGAAUUAAUGCGUUUGAAAGCUCUUAAACGUAAAGAAAUUGAAGAAAAAUUAGAGAAAUUAAAAGAGAUUACUGGAAACUCAAAAAUGGCUUUUGAAGAUUUGGACUUUGAUUCAGAUUUUGAUCCUGAUAAAUAUGAUGAAAACAUGCAGAAAAUAUUUAAUGAUGAAUAUUAUAAAGAAGAAGAAGAAAUUCAAAAACCAGUCUUUCCAUCAGAUGAGGAAAUUGACGCUGAGAAUUGGGACAAUUGGACUAGAGAAAAUUAUGAAAAUCAAGAUGAUGCAUAUUAUGAACCACAUUGUGAAGAUCCAGAUUUUAUUAUGGAUGCAGAUUAUGAUCCUCAAAAAGAUUUUCAAAGGAAACUCAUAGAAUCAACAAAACGCAGGAAAGGAAAGAGAAAAUCAAAAUUUUCUGAAAUGAUUUCUGAGAAAAGACCAGAAUUUGAUCCUGAAAUUAGAAACUUUGAAAAUUACCUUGAUGAAUAUUAUAAAUUAGAUUAUGAAGAUAUUAUUGAUGACAUGCCAGUACGUUUUUCAUAUCGAAAAGUUGUUCCAAAUGAUUUUGGACUUACAGUUGAUGAGAUUUUGACAGCUGACGAUAAGGAAUUAAAUCGAUGGUGUUCAUUAAAGAAAACUUGCCAAUAUAGAACAAAAGAAGAAGAAAUAUAUGAUGUAAAAGCUUUUCAAAAGAAAUCUCAGAAUUUAAAUGCAAAGAAGAAAAUUUUAUUGCAUAGUUAUCAGGACAAGGAUGAUGACCAAUCAUCAGUUAUAAAAAAUGAAAAAACUCAAAAAAUCAAAUCUUUAGAUAAAAAUGGAGAAGGAACAUCAAAUCAGCAAAAAGUAUCAGUAUUUAUUGAUAAUAAAACAUCAUCCAAUAAUAGUUACAAUAAUAAGAAGAAGUGGAAGAAGAGAAACCUGAUAGAUAAUCCUCCUGAAACAAAAUGGAAUGACACAGAUAGCAUUCACAAAAAUAAAAAGAAGAGAUAUAAAAGCAAGAAUUCCCAAGUUAAUAAUAACUGUGGGUUCUCAGAUAACAGAUUAAAAGCUUAUGGUAUUAAUCCAAAAAAAUAUAAAAAUAAAUUUAACAGGAAAAAAAUAUAAAUAUUUUUAUAUGAGCAUUUGUAAAUAAAAACAAAAAUAUUUUAUUAAAUAUUAUUACUAAGUGAUUUU